Molecule: messenger RNA, 2124 nt
Organism: Daucus carota subsp. sativus
Lineage: Eukaryota; Viridiplantae; Streptophyta; Magnoliopsida; Apiales; Apiaceae
Product: UBP1-associated protein 2A
Exons: 2
Coding region: 112-1788 (558 amino acids)
Molecular function (GO): RNA binding
Source: RefSeq, a predicted model, not a curated record
UUUUGAAUAAACACAAAUUCACCUUCUGCUUCUGCCUUCUACAAACCAAUACUACUACAAAGUAUAAACCCUGGUUAGAAACCCUAGAACCUCAAGUCUGUUUGUACAUCCAUGGCCAAGAAGACCAAAUCAUCCCCUUCUUCUUCUUCUAAGCCUCAACCAGAAAAACCCACCUCCAAAAAACUCAAAAAAAUUAAAAAGACUAAGAAAAAAGUCAUAGAAGAAGAGCACAACAAUACUAAAGAAAAUCAAGAAUCAUUGGAAGCUGAGGCCACCAAAAAACCCAAAAAGAUCAAGAAAAUCAAGAAGAAAGUCAUAAAGGAACAAGACUACAAUACUGAAGAAAAUCAAGAGUUACAAGAAAUGAUACAAGAAUCAUUGGGAGAUGAGGCACUCAGAAAACCCAAAAAAAUCAAGAAAAACAAGAAGAAAGUCAUAGAAGAACAAGACUACAAUACUGAAGAAAAUCAAGAGUUACAAGAAUUAUUGGGAGAUGAGGCACACAAAAAACCCAAGAAAAUCAAGAAGAAAGUCAUAGAAGAACAAGACUACAAUACUGUAGAAAAUCAAGAAUUACAAGAAAUGUUACAAGAAUCAUUGGGAGAUGAGGCACUCAAAAAACCCAAGAAAGUCAAGAAAUUCAAGAAUAAAGCCAUAGAAGAACAAGAUUACAAUACUAAAGAAAAUCAAGAAUUACAAGGAAAUCUAAAAGACUCAUUUGAAGAUGAGGCCACGAAGAGGGAGACACUGAAAGAGCUGCUCCAGCCACUCAGCAAAGACCAAAUUAUUGAAUUUCUCAAGUUUGCAGUUUUAGAAGACAAGCAGUUGCUUUCCAGGAUCACCCAGUUGUCGGAUUCUGACCCAGUUCACCGCAAGCUAUUCGUGCACGGUCUAGCUUGGGACACCACCUCGGAACAGGUUUUAUCGGUUUUUGAUCAGUUUGGGGAAAUUGAGGAAUGUGGUGUGCCUGUUGAUAAGGCCGGGCGUGCUAAGGGGUUUGCAUUUGUGCUUUAUAAGACUCGUGGGGCGGCGGAGAAUGCACUUAUGGAGCGGCAGAAGAGAAUUGGGAAUCGGGUGAUUUAUUGUCAGUUGGCAUCGGAUGGACCUGUUGGGGGGAAUUCGGGUGGGGAUGAGGGUGGUAGGAAGGUGUUUGUGGCCAAUGUGGCACCUUAUGUGGACCCGGAAAGGAUUAGGAUGUUUUUUGAGGAGUUUGGGGAAUUGGAGGAAGGGCCGACAGGGAUGGAUCCAGUGACUGGGAAGUUUAGAGGGUAUUGUUUUUUCGUUUAUAGGAGUAGUGAAGGGUGUAGUAAGGCGUUGGAGGAGCCUGUUAAGAUGUUUGAGAAUUGUCGGUUAGAGGUUCGUCUUGCUACGGAUAAUUUUAGGAAUAGUAAGAAUCAGACGGGUGGAUUGAAUAAUGUAGCUGCUGGUUUUGGUUGUUCUCCGAGUAAUGUUGGUGGUGGUAAUUUGGAUUAUAAUGUGGGUGUUAACCCAGGAUUUUAUGGGAGUCCAGCUGGGAUGGGUCAUAAUUCGGGAUAUGGUUCGGCUAAUCAGAUGAUGAUUCCUUCUAUGAAUCAGAAUGGGAUAGCCACGCCUAUUGGGGCAAAUCUUCAAACUUUUGGGUUCGGUGCAAAUUAUGGGAUUAACAGUGUUAGCCCAAGCGCGAUUGCUAGUUAUGGCUCUUUACCUGGGUUGGGAGGUUAUCAAGCUCAGCUAGGAAAUUCUUCUGCAGGUUCAACAGCGGGUACAAGGCCUGAAUCUUCUGGGCAUUGGUCACACUUUAACCUCUAGGUACAUGUAAAUCACAGUCUCUGGAGAGAGUUGUCCAGUUGUGCUAAAAUGGAAAUUUAGUUUUGUUUCAAGUGUACUACUAAAUAGAGGUAAAGGUUAUGAAGUAUUUGACGAAUCAAUAUAUCUCAAACUUUGCCAAUGCUUUUGCAUCGUAUGUUGUUCUGUCUAGUGUUGGGUUUUGAAUUCUUUCUAGCUAUUUUUCUGGUUAUGAGAUGAAUUGGACUUGCUCAAUUAGGAGAUGCCGGAAACAAACCUGCUUUUUUUUACCAUUGCUACUUUCAAUUUACAAGUGUUUCUGUGAGUACAUUUAAAGCUUAUACACAUGUUGAGUGAAUA